AUGGACGGGCGCAACCCAAACCUUCACGGGUACAUCACGCACGCCAAAAAUGAAUACAUGCAAAUCGGCCUGUUCCCAUCCUUGGUCUCCCCCUCAGCAACCGAAGGAACACGUUUCUUCACAUUCUCACCUCUCCUAAACGCAGGCGGCACAAAGUUUACGGUCCUAGAAAACAUGCCCCUCCAAUGCUGGGAAAAGUUUGCUUGGAACGCAGCGUGGAAUUCGUUGGCAGCUGCCACGUUCCUGACUUCGCACGAUUGGCUGAGCUCGAGUCCAGGGGCUAUGCCCAUGACCCGGAAGCUGAUGACCUGUCAUGGGGAUUGA
Molecule: messenger RNA, 324 nt
Organism: Penicillium cataractarum
Lineage: Eukaryota; Fungi; Ascomycota; Eurotiomycetes; Eurotiales; Aspergillaceae
Exons: 1
Coding region: 1-324 (107 amino acids)
Cellular component (GO): cytoplasm
Source: RefSeq, a predicted model, not a curated record